Aspergillus sclerotioniger CBS 115572 is the source of this 1931-nucleotide messenger RNA. RefSeq lists its product as uncharacterized. Gene Ontology annotation, biological process: amino acid transmembrane transport. Lineage: Eukaryota; Fungi; Ascomycota; Eurotiomycetes; Eurotiales; Aspergillaceae. The coding region runs from base 45 to 1829 and encodes 594 amino acids. Gene Ontology annotation, cellular component: membrane. The record is from RefSeq and is a predicted model, not a curated record. The transcript is spliced from 9 exons. Gene Ontology annotation, molecular function: amino acid transmembrane transporter activity.
GAACAUACGACGCUGAUUGACAAGGCCAUACUUACCUUUGCAUAAUGGCCACCCAAGCAGGAACUCUUUGGGUUCCAGAUCUUUGUAUGUACGGCCUCUUCACCGACUCGAUCACUGUUAAUGCGACCCAGUUCAUCACCAUCAGUGUGGUCAUAGGUAGCGGCAUUUAUACCAACAAUGGGACGGCCCUCACCAUCGCAGGCCCCAUGGGUUUGAUCGUUGCAGCCCUGGUCAUGAGCGUGGUAAUCCUCUCGGUCAAUGAGUGUGUGGCCGAGUUGACCCAACAAUUCCCCGUGUACAACGCGAUCGUCAUUUAUGUCCGCAAGUUUGUCGAUGAUGAUCUCGGCUGGGUUAUUGGGGUGGCUUAUUGGUACGCAUAUGCGACAACCUUUACUAGUCAGAACUCUAUGGCUGCCACUCUUUUGGAAUACUGGGGUUUGGGAACAACAUGGAGAGUCCUGAUUUGUUACGUGUUCGUUCCUAUUGUUUUGUUUCUACUCAACAUGACAGGCGUCUUUUGGUACGGGCUCGUGGAAACCGUUGGUGGCUUUCUGAAGCUGAUAAUAAUUUUGUCCAUCUCAAUAUAUCUCUAUGCAAUAGCGGAUGACGUGGCUUCGCCCGGCUUCGAGCAUGGACAAGGCUUUAGCAGCGACGGGUCAGCCCUGUGUUAUGCUAUUCCACUCACAGCAUACGCCUUCCAAGGCAUUGAAUUGUAUGCCAUGACUGCGUUUGAAGCUCGAGAUGGCCAUGCCCUUCGGUGGCCGUCGCGCUGGACUGCGUACAUUGUGGUGGCAGUGUAUACCAUGUGUACGUUGGGUGAGAUUAUCAACGUCAACUGGCAUGAUGGGGCCCUACCGCAGCUCUACGAUGGAGUCGGGAAUAGCACGACAUCUUCCACUAUCUCCCAUGGUACCUCUCAUAGUAUGGUCAUUAUCGCGGCUCUGAACACCAAAAACAGGCAUAUGGCAGGCUUUCUCAAUGGUUGUUUACUAUUUAGUGUUUUUUCUGCCGCUAAUACUUCGCUUUAUGUCGCUUCUCGAACCUUGUGGGGUAUUGCGGAGUCCGUUCCCAAUGACCACUGGGUCACACGCCAGUUGGCCAUCCUCACCAAGGACACGCGAGUCCCAGUUGUAUCAUUGUUGGUUUCACUUCUGGCAUUUUGCUGGGUGCCGUUUUUAAAUCUCGUGCAUAACUCUGCCACAUCACAGGUAAUCCAAGUCAUAUUCACAUCGUCCAGCAACGUCAUCAUGAUUGUUUGGGCCGCUCUAUGCUUGGCAUUCAUCCGAUACUAUCAUUGGUUAAAGAAAUGCGAACGAGAGCUGCGACAUAACAACCAUCUGAAAUUCAUCCGCCUAUCACCGGAUUAUACCCCUCGAGGCAGCCUGCUUAUCCUUCAACCCCUCCAAGCCUGGAUAGGACUGAUUGGUUGUCUCGUCAUCUUUGCAUUUUCCAGCGCGACGUGGUGGGGUCGGCAUGCGACCAUUACCGAGGUUGCAAUGGCAUAUGGAACACACAUUGUCCUUUUCGUCAUGUUUGUGAUUCUGAAACUCAGAUCGCGAAAGAAAUGGGUCCCACUGACCAAUAAUUGGAUAACAUUGUGGAAGAUAUUGGAUGGACUCUGGGUGCGCAAAAUCGACCAUUGGGAGCAGUCCACUUUUCAUCGACUUCAAAGGGUAGUAGAAGCAAUCUUGCCUGAGGCUUGGCAGACUCAGAACAUGCAAAGCGAUUUCCAGAUGACUGGCCGCGUCCCUAACCAUAGCGACACUCCCAUGCCUGCAGAGACAAGCAGUGAUGAGUCGCGGACAGCUUCCACUGGCCCACUUGAUUGAUUGUUCUGAGCUUCAUGAUCGAAGUGUUCCUAAUCACUGCGGAUAGAUAUAAUAUUGUAUGUUAGUUUAACUUGGCACAAUAUAAUGACGAGAACGAGAGAU